Molecule: messenger RNA, 3641 nt
Organism: Morus notabilis
Lineage: Eukaryota; Viridiplantae; Streptophyta; Magnoliopsida; Rosales; Moraceae
Product: AP3-complex subunit beta-A
Exons: 11
Coding region: 79-3504 (1141 amino acids)
Biological process (GO): intracellular protein transport; vesicle-mediated transport
Cellular component (GO): membrane coat; AP-3 adaptor complex
Source: RefSeq, a predicted model, not a curated record
UCCAUUGUUUUCGAACCAAUACCACCAGACGGAGGAAAUUCACCACCGGAGCUCCGGAGCCCUAGCCGGCCGGCCAAGAUGUUCCCGCAAUUCGGCGCGACGGCGGAGACUCUGAGCAAGGCCUCAACAAUGGUGUUCCGGAUCGGUACGGACGCCCACCUCUACGACGAUCCCGACGACGUCAACAUCGCUCCUCUCCUCGACAGCAAGUUCGACUCCGAGAAGUGUGAGGCUCUCAAGCGCCUCCUCGCUCUCAUCGCCCAGGGCUUCGACGUCUCCAAUUUCUUCCCUCAGGUUGUUAAAAACGUGGCGUCACAGUCGUUAGAAGUGAAGAAGCUGGUUUACUUGUACUUGUUACAUUAUGCUGAAAAGCGCCCCAAUGAAGCAUUGUUGUCGAUUAAUUGUUUCCAGAAGGAUCUUGGGGAUCAAAACCCGUUGGUCAGAGCCUGGGCGCUUCGAACAAUGGCGGGAAUCCGAUUGCACGUCAUUGCGCCUAUUGUUCUUGUUGCUGUUGGUAAAUGUGCAAGAGAUCCAUCUGUGUACGUCCGAAAAUGUGCAGCAAAUGCUCUUCCCAAGCUGCAUGAUUUGCGCCUAGAGGAAAAUGCAACGGCGAUUGAAGAGAUUGUAGGAAUACUAUUAAGUGAUCGUUCCCCCAGUGUGGUUGGAGCAGCAGCUGCAGCAUUUGCUUCUGUUUGUCCAAAUAAUUUGCCUCUGAUUGGAAGAAACUUUCAAAGACUAUGCGAAAUUCUUCCUGAUGUUGAAGAAUGGGGUCAGAUAAUUUUAAUCGGCAGCCUUCUACGCUACACAGUUGCAAGGCAUGGACUUGUACGGGAAUCAAUUAUGUUUUCUUUGCACCAUACGGAAAGUAAUAAAUCAGAAAAGUGCAGCUCAGAAUCAGAUAUGAAGUUCGCAUUGGUGGAAGAUAAUGGUGACAUGGGCUGGAAUUAUGAGUCUGAAUUAUCACAGAUGGUCAUGCAACGCUACAUUGAAGGACACGAUGUGUAUUUAUCUAGGUCAAGUUUCACAAAUAAUGGUCCUUCGGAAUUUAAAGGGGAAUAUUUUACAUCUAGCAGAAGUAAUGAAGAUGUCAAGAUCCUGCUGCAGUGUACGUCGCCAUUGUUAUGGAGCAACAACAGUGCAGUCUUACUAGCAGCUGCAGGGGUGCACUGGAUUAUGGCUCCAAGGGAGGAUGUUAAACGAAUUGUUAAACCACUAUUGUUUGUCCUAAGAUCCUCUAAUGCCUCAAAAUAUGUGGUCCUCUGCAACAUUCAAGUGUUUGCAAAAGCAAUGCCUUCUCUCUUUGCUCCUUACUUUGAAGACUUCUUCAUAUGCUCUUCAGAUUCCUAUCCUAUAAAAGCUUUGAAGCUGGAUAUACUGGCUUCCAUUGCUACAGAUUCUUCAUUUUCAUUAAUAUUCAAAGAGUUUCAGGAUUAUAUUCGCAACCCUGACAGGAGAUUUGCUGCUGACACCGUUGCUGCAAUUGGUAUCUGUGUGAAACGACUUCCAAAGAUGGCAAGUACGUGCUUGGCAGGGCUAUUGGCUUUGACUAAACAAGAAUUUUUUACUAGUGACGCUGGAUCAAUGGAUGGAGAAGCGGAUGUUUUGAUUCAAGCAAUAUUUUCUAUUAAAUCAAUCAUUAUGCAAGAUCCGCUCAGCCAUGAGAAAGUCAUUAUUCAGUUGGUUCGUAGUUUGGAUUCAAUGAAGGUGCCUGCAGCUCGUGCAAUGAUCAUUUGGAUGGUAGGAGAAUACAACUCUCUGGGGGAGCUGAUACCAAGGAUGUUAACCACAGUCCUUAAAUAUCUCGCAUGGUGUUUUACUUCUGAAGCAUUAGAAACAAAACUUCAGAUUCUUAAUACCACUGUCAAGGUUUUAUUACACGCAAAAGGUGAAGACAUGUUGACAUUUGAAAGAAUUUUAAGCUAUUUGCUUGAACUGGCUGAAUGUGACUUGAACUAUGAUGUUCGUGACCGCGCUUGUUUUCUGAGGAAACUUCUGAAAUUCUAUUUAGAUUCACAAGAUGUAGAAGCAGAAACAGAUUAUCCACACCAAAAUAUGGACUCGUCACGUAUACUUGCAAAAUCCAUAUUUGGGGGACAAACAAAACCAUUGAUUCCUGAAUCCAGUAAUCAUCGGAUUUAUCUUCCUGGGUCUUUAUCACAGAUAGUACUUCAUGCUGCUCCACGUUAUGAACCUCUGCCAAAGCCUUGUAGCUUAAUCUGUGAAGGUCUGGAAAUGAAUGCAUCAGGGGAUCAAGCCGCUAGUUAUCCCGCAGAAUCUGAUGAUGUUGACUCAGUAAAUGGAUCGUUGGAUGAGGAAACUGCUUCUCAAUAUAGUUCUCAGCACUCUAGUACAGGUUCCAGUUCCAGUGGCUGCUACAGUAGUUAUGAAACUGGUUCCGCAAGAGAAGAUGGCGACAACGCUGAUCCUUUGAUUCAGUUAUCAGAUCCUGGCAAUGCUUACAAAGUGCAAAAUCAUACUUCUGAGACUGGUUCUGCUGAUUUUGGAGAACUGAUGUCAAAGAGUGCUCUAGAUUCGUGGUUGGAUGAUCAGCCUGGUUUGUCUAAUAUGAAUACUUUCGAACCAAGUCCAAUCCAUAAGUCUUUGGCAAGAAUCUCCAUUGGAGAUAUAAAAGACAAAAUAAAACGUAAAAGCUACGUGCUCUUGGAUCCAGUAAAUGGAAAUGGCCUAAAGGUGGACUAUCGCUUUUCGUCUGAGAUUUCAAGUAUCUCUCCUCUACUUGUUUGUGUUGAAGUUUCCUUCAAGAACUGUUCAAUGGAUCCUAUGUCCAGCAUAACUUUAGUUGACGAGGAAUCUAGCAAAGUCUUGGAUAAUGCAGAUCAAGCUCCAAGUAUGACAGAGAGCUCCAUAAUAUCUCAAGAUGAUCUGCCAACCUUGGUUUCUGAGGAAGAGAUCACUUCCCUGGAACCAGAUCAAACGACGACAAAAAUUUUCCAAGUUCGGUUGCAUCACCAUCUCUUGCCUCUAAAGCUGAUUUUGCACUGUAAUGGGAAGAGGCAUCCUGUUAAAUUAUGGCCUGAAAUUGGAUAUUUUAUAAAAGCUGUCCCCCUGGACCUAGACGCCUUCACAAGCAACGAGUCUCAUCUAAAAGGAAUGUUUGAAUGCACUAGGAGUUGCACCUUCAGCGACCACAUUGGGGAGUUAAAUAAGGACAAAGACGAGAGCUCAUUAGUAACAACAGACAAUCUCCUUGAAAUCUGCAGAAGACUGGCAUUGAAGAUGCUAAGCAAUGCAAACCUUUUCCUCGUAUCCGUGGAUAUGCCAAUUGCUACAAACCUUGACGAUGCAUCGGGUUUGUCCUUACGGUUCAGCAGCGAGAUCUUAAGCACCUCAAAGCUGUGCUUAAUCACAAUUACUGUCAAAGGUAAAUGCUGGGAACCACUGAACAUUUCCGUUAAAGUCAACUGUGAAGAAACCGUAUUUGGCUUAAAUUUAUUGAACAGGAUCGUGAAUUUUUUGGUUGAGCCCUCUUUUACCCAUUCAUAGUUAGCAAGAUGGUAGAUAGAACCGUGUAUUUUUAUGAUCGAUUCUGAAAAGAAAACAGGGAGAACAUGUAUGACUUGGUUGGUCCACAUGUGUGGUUGCUUUGUGUUGUUGUAAAUCCAAGAUCCUGAACAUUCAGA